AUGAAGACUGCCUACACUAACGCCUAUAGAUGCCUGGCCAAGGACCUGGACGCUUACGCCAUGAACACGGAGAUGACAAUGGACAGCAUUGGCAGCUUGCAUGGCGGGGUGGCGGUGAGCUCGGUGGCCCAUGACUCGGAGCUGAUGAGCGGCCACAGCCCCCACCACGGCCGGGGGAGCUCGGUGGGGGCGCCCGGGGCGGCGGCGGCAGCGGCGGCGGCAUCCACCCUGCGGAUACACCAGGACCUGGCCGCCGCCGCCGCGUCCUCCCGUUCGGCCAUGGUGUCCAGCAUGGCCACCAUCCUGGACGGGACCGGGGAUUACCGGCCGGAGCUUUCCCUGCCGCUGCACCACGCCAUGAGCAUGCCGUGCGACACGUCCCCGCCGGGGAUGGGGAUGAGCGGGACGUACACCACGCUAACCCCGCUGCAGCCCCUGCCGCCCAUCUCCACCGUGUCGGACAAGUUCCACCAUCACCACCACCACCACCACCAGCGGCUCUCCGGGAACGUCAGUGGGAGCUUCACCCUGAUGCGGGACGAGAGGGGGCUCCCGGCCAUGAACAACCUGUACAGCCCCUACCACAAAGACCACAUGUCCGGGAUGGGUCAGAGCCUGUCCCCGGUGCUGGGGAACGGCCUGGGCUCCAUACACAGCACCCAGCAAGGGCUGCACAACUACGGCACCACGACGCACGGAGGCCAUGACAAGAUGCUGGCCGCGGCGGCCAACUUCGACGCGCACCACACCGCCAGCAUGCUGGCCAGAGGGGAGCACCAGCACCGAGGCCUCGGUGGCCCCGCGGCAGGGAUGAUGCCGCACCUGAACGGGAUGCACCACCCCGGGCACCCGGCGGCAGCUUCGUCGGGCCACCACCACCACCUCCAGUCUCCAUCCCACGGGCCCGUGUUGGCUUCCACCCGGGAAAGACCGCCCUCCUCCUCGGGGUCGCAGGGGGGGAACAGCUCGGGGCAGCUGGAGGAGAUCAACACCAAGGAAGUGGCGCAGAGGAUCACGGCGGAGCUGAAGAGGUACAGCAUCCCCCAGGCCAUCUUCGCCCAGAGGGUGCUGUGCCGCUCUCAGGGGACCCUGUCCGACCUGCUGAGGAACCCCAAACCCUGGAGUAAACUAAAGUCAGGCCGGGAGACCUUCAGGAGGAUGUGGAAAUGGCUGCAGGAACCCGAGUUUCAGAGGAUGUCGGCCCUCAGACUCGCAGCAUGCAAGAGGAAGGAGCAGGACUCGAGUAAGGAGCGCAGCAACACGCCAAAGAAGUCGCGCCUGGUCUUCACCGACCUGCAGCGGCGCACCCUGCUGGCCAUCUUCAAGGAGAACAAGCGCCCCUCCAAGGAGAUGCAGCUGACCAUCUCGCAGCAGCUCGGCCUCGAACUCACCACCGUCAGCAACUUCUUCAUGAACGCCCGCCGCCGCAGCCUCGACAAAUGGAUGGACGAGGGCGCGAGCCCCGGCGCCCAGUCCUCGGCGUCCAGCACUUGUACCAAAGCGUGA
Messenger RNA from Myripristis murdjan (pinecone soldierfish), 1506 nucleotides. It is a transcript of the gene onecut2, whose product is annotated as one cut homeobox 2. Gene Ontology annotation, molecular function: RNA polymerase II cis-regulatory region sequence-specific DNA binding; DNA-binding transcription factor activity, RNA polymerase II-specific. The coding region runs from base 1 to 1506 and encodes 501 amino acids. Gene Ontology annotation, biological process: regulation of transcription by RNA polymerase II. Gene Ontology annotation, cellular component: nucleus. The record is from RefSeq and is a predicted model, not a curated record. NCBI's taxonomy places the organism in Eukaryota, Metazoa, Chordata, Actinopteri, Holocentriformes, Holocentridae. The transcript has 2 exons.